This is a messenger RNA of Solenopsis invicta (red fire ant), 6535 nucleotides long. RefSeq lists its product as uncharacterized. Bases 3241 to 4758 code for a protein of 505 amino acids. Lineage: Eukaryota; Metazoa; Arthropoda; Insecta; Hymenoptera; Formicidae. The record is from RefSeq and is a predicted model, not a curated record. The transcript has 18 exons.
UCAAAAGUAAGAUAAUUUAAUAGAAAAUUACGAGUUAGUACGCGUAUUAAGUACUCGGUGUACACCAGUGUACAUCGGUGUACACUGGUGUGCACCGGUAGAAUUUGUAUCCUUGACGCUCGAUUGCCGCACACACGCGAAGCCGCGCUCGUACGUGUUUCCCAAAUUAAUCGAAUUAAAAUUAUUUUCUACAGAUUAUUUUAAUAAGUAAUUGUUUAAAGAGAUUUACAAGUUUCAUUAAUUAAUUAAAAUUAGGCCUCGACAUAAAGUAACAGUUUUAUGAAUUGAAGCUGUAUUGCCGUGAUGACAUAAUUUUAAUUUAUUAUUAAAAAUCGUAAUUCUAUUUACAUUAUUUUUUAAACAAAUUUUUGUAUCCGAGCAAAUUUCUUUGUGUAAUUAAAAAUUAAAACAGCCCGCGACCAACUGUGGUAUCCCGUAUACCGCCCGUAUAGGCGCAUAGCAAGGGACACAGAGUUUUUCCAGCAUGUCGAUUCGUGUCUUCUCUCUCGAUCCAGCGUCGAGUGAGGAAAAUGCUAUUGAAACGCCUCCCACUAUUUUCUGCCCGCAUCCCGACCUCCGACCACUGAACUCAAUACAUAUAGGAAAAAGUCGUCCUAUAGAAAUCGUGUGUAAAAGGCCAGUCAGAGAGAGAGGUUACCAUUAUGUUGGCUGUCUCUUUUCUUCUUAAGCUCUUGAAACCCGCCAUUUUUAAUAUUACAAUCAUAUCUAAAAGUUAGUCAAACCUCCUAAAGUAUGUCUCUGAAUCGUUCUCUGAAUUCAUCAGUCAGUAUACUUUUGUAAUACGAUGCUUGUACCGCUAAAAAAGGAGACCUACGACAGAAAGAGCAAUUAACAUAAUGUAAUCCUUUCUCUCUGACCGCUUUUUUCAAGCCACGGCUCUGUAUGUAUUGAGUUCAGUGCCUCCGACACGCUGCAAAGAAACACGUAUGUACAUGCGCGGCUUUGUGUGUGUGCGGCAGCCGAGCGUCAGUGCGGAGAGACACUAUUUCUGCCGGUGCGUGUAAACUAGGCCAAUAAUGACAACGAAACUAUCAAGAGACCAACUCGGAAAAGUCGCGAUAACCAAUUCAGCGACUUCUUUUGAGAAGUGUUCGGGAUGACAACUUUACUGUUAAUAAUACGAUGCACUACGUGACCAAUGAUUCUGCAAAAUUUGCGUUUUCAUACAAAAAAGCUACAUGCUAUGUGCUAUUAAUAAUGAUGUUAAAGUGUUUGUAAAACGUAACUGACUUGUGCAUUUAUAAAGCAUUACUCACUGGAUGCGAGGAUGAUCUUUAUGACAAUAACAGUUACAUGAAUAUGUUGCGUGUCCUACACGAAAAGGGCCUACACUGGCAUGAAUAGUGUAAAGCAUACAUAAGAAAAAUAUGUGGAAUAAAAUUUUCCUAAUUGCCUGUAGAUGCAACUGGUAUAGACGUUUGUGAUUACAUUAUUAAGAAUUGUGUCGCUGUUCAUCUUGACAAACCUGCUAAUAAAUUCAAUUUACUUGUAUUUACGAGUUAUGAUCAAAAAAUUGUUUGUCCUCAUAAAUCAAAAAUGCGCCGUUGAGGGUAUGGACUCUAUGAUGAAGAAAGAAUAUUUAAUGGGCGGGCACUUGUGUCUAGAGGUUCUCAAAGAAAAACUGUGUUCAGAGCUGGUUGGGGUGAAGCAUCAUAUUUUGAAGCGUGCCAAGAGUGUUAGUAAUGGAUACACCUUAAGAGUGCAGAGAAGAACGGUAACGGUAACGAGUUACUUUUAUAAAGUAACUUUGCCAACCCUGAAAAUAUCAAUAGAAUGCGUCAAGAGUCAUUUUCGUGCGAUACACACAGGUGCAUUCUUUCAAGAAAUGAGAACAACUGAAGCUAGACAAUUGUUGCCUGAUGCAUGAGGAAAAUAUUGCAAGCGUUACUAGUCUAAUAGUAUCUAUAGCCAAAGAUAUUCUAUUACCGUUCUCGAAACUUGCAAAAGACGUUCAAACGUUAGAUGCUAAUUUAGAUCCCAAAAAGCUAAAGACGAGCGACAUAAUUUAUUGGAGCAAAAUUUAUUGGAGCAUCGUAUGAAAGAGCAUUGUAAACUUCAGGAAAGAUGGGCAUCUUGUCAAUCUAAACUUGUUGCUUUAUAAAACUUAUCCAAACAAUCAGCUUUCUGAACACGAUUCGUCAUUAAAUGCUUAUUAAUGAUUAUGUAUGAAAGCAAUGGCGGCAAAUCCCAAUUUUAAAUUAACACAAACUUUAUUCAAGGAGGCUAUUACUGAAGUAUUGAGAUCGUCAAAGCAACGACUUUGAAACCGGCAAGAUGCAAGUUGAAAAUAAUGCUGAGAAUAGCAGUGAUAAUAAUGAUUAAACUGAACCCAGCACCCGUAAACAUGGAAUGAGAUAAAUACAGGUUGGCAAUACUCAGUUUUAACUAGUUACAACCGUUUUCACCGGGUGCAAUUUGCUGCCACUCCACUAGAACUUGUGGAUUGCAUUGAGAAUAAACUGAGCUCAAUCCGACAUGUUUCCAUCGACUUCAAUUUGGUUCUACACCGGAUUGGAUACGGAUUAAUGUUUCGGUGGAAACUAGACCAUUGUAAGAUAACAUUUUUGGAACUCACAGAUUCAUUGGUUCUGGUGCAUUACAAGGUUUUGAUCAAGCGGAUCGUGCGAAGUACUUACAAUUUGUUACUAGUACGUCCAAAGUGCCGUUACAAGAUUUCGCCGCGUUAGAAUGGCAUACAAAAAUUCCAAAUUCAAAGAAGGAAAGUCAGCAGACAAGCUUCCAUCUGCACAAGCUUGUUUCAAUUCACUGGAUCUGCCAGUGCACGAAAUAUAUGAUAAAUUCCGUACAAAUCUAUUCAAGGCGAUUCAUGAAUGCAGCGAAGGGUUUGGGGUAAAAGUGCACAUUAGGGGAGCAGCCUCUGACGACCUUGACUUUGACAUAUGUUAUCAAUGGAAAGAUUUGCAUCGCACCGGUAGGAUAUACGCGUAUUCAACCGGAAAUUAAUAUAUGACAAUAGAAAAGUAAUAGUUUGGUUAGAUACAUCUUGUAACCUAAAGCUUGAAUUGCGCGUUGUUUCUUAAGACAGUAUAAGAAAAAAAAAAUAAUCUAGAGUGGUACCUACUGUGAGCUGUAUAGAAAUAUUCGUUGUGUAUCUGGCAAUAAUCUAUGUUCUUCAGAGAAAUGCGAUAGUAACCGCGGACACGCUGACUGCGCACGAUCAUUAAUCUCCUGUAUGUGAAGUGUGAAGUGAGGAGCGCAAUGUAUAACGAUACCAGCGAUAAGUACGAGCUACCAGAAGUAGUCAAUUUAGAUACUGCAUCUUGUAGUAAUGCACAAGGCUUUAUUUUUCCAUCGAAGCUUUCAUCUUCAUACCUUUGCAAUGAUAGUCAACUCCAACGACCCCAACCCACAACAUGCAUACUAUUAGAGGAUGCAAGUAUCUCAAGUAGUGAUAGUAGUGAGUUGACCGAAAAAAAUGUACAAGUUAGUAAUGAGAACAGUGAAUCGAAUUUGAAAAGGUACUUGCAAGAAACCAGCGAAGGUAAAAUUAUAUUAUCUGCAUACUAUAAUAACAAUAAAACCCUUAAUUCUGUACUGCGUUCUCGAUUAGUACGACUCAUUAUCAAAGGAGAGAAAGACAGAAUAUUAUCAAAAAUCUCAGUAGCAGACAAAUUAACUAAUUUUGUUAUAACAACUUCUCGGUUUCAAAAAUUAGCAGGAGACAUUGUUAAAAUAUUUAAAGGAGAGUCUUGUUACACAUAUUAUACGCCGUUUACAUGUAAGAAUGGUGUUCGUAUACAGGCAAGUGGUAAGCUCUGGGAACAUUAUAAUUAUAUAAAAGGAGAUUUAAAAAAACAAGGAAUACUCCUUCAGCGAUCAAUUUCCAAAUCCAUACAAGAGACAUAUGCACAGACUGAAAUAGAUGAAGACAAACUGCAAUGGUUAUUCCACCACACAGAACCGUGGGAGCAAGUGUGUGAAUAUUGGAAUAAUACAUAUAGGACUAGGAACAAGUUAUUAAUGCAAGACAAACUAAAUGUACUUGAAUAUUUUAAUAAGUUUCCUUGUCUUCAAUUAAGCAAAGGACAACAUCUGCUCGUAGAAGACUUUAACAGACAGUAUCCCGAAAAAGAAUCGAUAUUUCCUAAAAGGUGGAAUAUUAUUAAAAAAGUUAUUAUUGACCAACUACAGCAAUUGAAUAAACGCCUCAGUGUUUCAGAUACAGCUCUUAUAUCUAUUUUACCAGCAAUAUCUUCUGAUAAACAAGAUGCGGUAAUUUUUUAUUUACUUCCGAUUCUUAUCGAAUCUCGUAGAGCAGGAGGUUAUAAAAGGAAAAGAAAUACGAACUGUGAGCAGGAUAGUGAAAACAGCAUCAGAAAGUUAACGUUACAAGAAUGUAGAGAUGCGUUUAUGUUACAUGUGCAGACUGUUGCUGAUUUGGAUCGUGCUUUAUAUGAUUUGAAGAGAAGACUGCAAAGAAACAAAGAUACUUUUCAACCGACACCUCUUAUAGUUGGACCUUUAGUAAACAUCGAAUCAUCAUUCGUGAUUGUAAAUGACCAAAAGUUUAAGGUGGAUUCAUGUUUGCAAGCUAUUGAAUUAACUUUCAAGAUAUUCUUUGCUGUUGAUUGCAAGUAUCCAACAUAUGCAGAAACGUUUUGGAUAUUUUUACAAAAAUCUGGUUUCGAUAUUCACUUACAAGAGAAAUGUAACAACUCAUUAAACGUUUUGUUAGGUCGCGUUAACGCAGAAAUGGAGCGUUUAGUUGCGACAUAAUUUUUCCGAACAUAAAUAUCAUUUCAUGUGCAAUCGUUAAUAAGAUGUUUCGGUGCUAUAUUUGUAGUACAUUUUUAUGUUUCGAUAAUAAGUCGCUUCUAAAUCAUUACAAAGAAUUCCAUCCUUUAUUAAAAAUAUAUAGAUGUAACGAUAAUAAUUGCAGCAGAUCUUUUGCUAUAUUUGAUUCUUUUAAGAAACAGAUAUAACAAACAUUUAUCAGAGACUAAUAUUACAUAUAAUAACCAAACUAUAAAACAAUAUGAUCAAAACGCGGAUUUUAUAGAUGCAAUAGAUAAAGUCUUAACAGUGGGAACAAAUCAACGUAUACAACAUUAUGAAGAUAAAAAAUGUGAAAAUGUAGAGUAUAUAAUAGAUCCCAUACAAAUUAAGUCUGAUUCUGAUAUUGAAACUGAUUUAGAAGACGAUUUAUUUUUCGACAUUCCACAAAACGAUGGCCACACUAGUGAAGCGACAAACGUAAAAUUUGAGGAACAUAAAGAAAUUAUUAAUUUCACAAGUAAAUUAUACACUUAUUUAGACGUACCUCGUGUUAGGGUAAAUGAUAUUGUGAGAAGUACAGGAAAUCUCAUCGACAAUUAUUUACUUUUACUAGAAAAACAUUUAUUAAAUUAACUUGAAACUUUUAAUUUAAGUUUAGAUUCAAUAUCUGCUAUUAAAGAAGUAUUCGCAGAUUUUAGUGAUCCUUUCACGGAUUGUAAAAGCGAAUGGCGUUCUUUAAAUUGUUAAAAUGCUAUGAUACAUUUAUACUUCCUGAACAAUAUUUAAUCGGAGAAAGAGAAGAAUUCCGAGAAAAGAAUGGCGUAAAUAUUAUUCAAAGUAUUUCAGUGUAUGCACAGUUUAUUCCUCUUCGCAAAGUUUUUCAAAAAAUAUUUGAAAUCCCAAAUCUUUUUGACGAAACAUUAAGAUAUUACCAAUCGCUGAGAUCAAAUAACAAUAUUAUAGAAAAUUUUGUUCAGGGAUCUCUUUGGGAAGAGAUAAGUUCGCAUUUCAUAGGAAAGAUUGUUUAUCCUAUUUUUUUAUUUUUUGAUGAUUAUGAGAAUAAUAAUGUGUUAGGCUCUCAUAAAGGCUUAUCUAAGUGUGGCGCAGUUUAUGUAACUAUACCAUGUUUAUCUCCUUACAUGCAAUCAAAGUUAGAGAAUAUCUUUCUGUUCCUUUUAUUUAACUCACUUGAUCGACAAAUGUUUGGCAAUAGAAGUGUUUUUCAAAAAGCAAUUGACGAGUUGCAUUACCUACAAACAGAAGGUAUAACAAUUAAACAUAAAGAUGGAAACAAGCAAGUAUAUUUUGUUUUGUCUUUAGUUGUGGGAGACAAUUUGGGUGUUCAUUCUAUUUUUGGUUUCGUGGAAAGUUUCAAUGCUACAUUUUUUUGUCGAUUCUGUCUAAUUAAUAGAAAAUGUAUUUGUGAUUUCUUAGAUGAACGUAUGUGCAUUCUCCGUAAUGUAGAUAAUUAUACUUCACUUUUGGCAUUAAAGGAUGUGAGUAAAUCUGGUAUAGUUAGUCAGUGUGUGUUCAAUGAUUUAGAUUAUUUUCACGUUACAAAAAAUUUAGGUGUAGAUGUUAUGCAUGACAUUUUAGAAGGUGUAUGCAGAUACGAUUUGGCGUUAUUUCUAAAUUAUUUUAUUGCUAAGAAAUACUUAACUUUAAUAGAUGUUAAUACUAGAAUAAGAUCAUUUCGAUACAGUCACAAACAUAAUAUUAAUAAACCUGUGGAAAUCACAGAACAAAACUUAAGAAAUAAAGCAAUCAUAAUGAGUUC